CUCUCUGAGCUUCGCCAUGCCACCCAAAGAUGACAAGAAGAAAGAUGCUGGAAAGUUGGCCAAAAAGGAUAAAGACCCAGUAAAUAAAUCUGGUGGCAAGGCCAAGAAGAAGAAGUGGUCCAAAGGCAAAGUUCGGGACAAGCUGAACAAUCUUGUCCUGUUCGACAAAGCAACAUACGACAAGCUCUGUAAGGAGGUUCCGAACUAUAAGCUUAUUACUCCAGCCGUGGUCUCUGAGAGACUGAAGAUUCAUGGUUCCUUGGCCAGGGCAGCCCUUCAGGAGCUCCUUAGUAAAGGACUUAUCAAGCUGGGUUAA
Molecule: messenger RNA, 316 nt
Organism: Mus musculus (house mouse)
Lineage: Eukaryota; Metazoa; Chordata; Mammalia; Rodentia; Muridae
Product: predicted gene 12643
Exons: 1
Coding region: 17-316 (99 amino acids)
Source: RefSeq, a predicted model, not a curated record